This is a messenger RNA of Arachis stenosperma, 1808 nucleotides long. Its product is annotated as protein DETOXIFICATION 16-like. The record is from RefSeq and is a predicted model, not a curated record. The transcript is spliced from 8 exons. Bases 140 to 1621 code for a protein of 493 amino acids. Gene Ontology annotation, biological process: xenobiotic detoxification by transmembrane export across the plasma membrane. Gene Ontology annotation, molecular function: xenobiotic transmembrane transporter activity; antiporter activity. Lineage: Eukaryota; Viridiplantae; Streptophyta; Magnoliopsida; Fabales; Fabaceae. Gene Ontology annotation, cellular component: membrane.
AGAUGUAACAAGAUGACAAUGAAGAAAGUCGUUUGCUAUAAAAUAUCGUGGGAUUGGCAUCUUUAUUGUCUUGUAGUGUUCAGUCAUGGUUAUGCCUUACGCGAAUGUGUGAUUGGAUCUGCUCUCUAUCGGGUAAACAAUGGAUAGAGAAGGUGGAAAGGGAUCUCUGGAGCCUCUCUUGGAAAAGAUCACAGUGGAAAGUAGGCUCAAGGUUGAUGAUAUUGAACUAAAGAAGCACAAGGCAAUAGAAAGAAGAGAAAUCUUUGAAGAGGCAAGAAAGCAGUUAUGGCUGGCAGGUCCUUUAGUAACCGUCUCUCUGCUCAAUUAUGGCCUGCAAGUCAUAUCUGUUAUGUUCGUAGGUCAUCUCGGUCAACUCCCUCUUUCCGGUGCUUCAAUGGCUACUUCUUUUGCCUCUGUCACCGGUUUCAGCUUAUUGACCGGAAUGGCAAGUGCCUUGGACACCUUAUGUGGGCAGUCAUAUGGAGCAAAGCAGCAUCGUAUGGUAGGCAUACAUAUGCAGAGAGCCAUUCUCAUUCUCAUGAUUCUUUGCAUACCCCUUUCAAUUAUUUGGGCAAACACAGCAUCCAUUCUAACUGCUCUUGGCCAAGAUCCUCAAAUAUCUUCAGAAGCUGGACAAUAUGCAAAGUUUAUGAUUCCGAGUCUUUUCGCCUAUGGUCUCCUGCAGUGCCUCAACAGGUUCUUGCAAACCCAAAGUCUUGUGUUUCCAAUGCUGUUCAGCUCUGGAGUUACCACUUUGCUGCAUAUUCUUAUAUGUUGGAUUAUGGUAUUCAAAUCCGGGCUGGGGAACAAAGGAGCUGCCAUAGCAAAUGCUAUAUCAUACUGGUUGAAUGUCUUCAUCCUGAUGCUCUAUGUCAAGUUCUCACCUUCGUGUUUGAAAACAUGGACUGGCUUUUCAAGAGAAGCAUUCCAUAACAUCCCUUCUUUUAUGAGGCUUGCCAUUCCUUCAGCCGUUAUGGUUUGCCUGGAAUCAUGGUCCUUUGAAAUGAUGGUUCUCCUUUCUGGCCUACUCCCAAAUCCCAAGUUAGAAACAUCGGUGCUUUCUAUCUGUUUGAACACUUCAACAACUGUUUGGACAAUCCCAUUUGGACUCAGCGGAGCAGUGAGCACUCGUGUCUCGAAUGAACUAGGAGCAGGUCAUCCAAGGGCUGCACGUUUAGCUGUGUAUUUCGUCUUUGCAAUGGCCAUGGUUGAAGGCAUCUUUGUUGGGGCAAUGAUGAUUUUGAUACGCAAUAUCUGGGGCUAUGCAUAUAGUAAUGAAGAAGAAGUGGUCACAUAUGUAGCAACCAUGUUGCCUAUUCUGGCAACAUCCAUUUUCCUGGAUUCACUUCAAUGUGUUCUUUCAGGUACGGCUAGAGGAUGUGGUUGGCAAAAGAUGGGUGCUCUGAUCAAUCUAGGAUCAUACUAUUUAAUUGGGAUACCAGCAGCUAUCUUAUUCGCUUUUGUAUUUCACAUGGGUGGCAAGGGGCUUUGGCUGGGGAUCAUAUGUGCACUCAUUGUUCAAGUGUCAUGUCUUCUUAUCAUUACAAUACCCACUGAUUGGGAGGAAGAGGCAAAGAAAGCUAACGACAGUGUCUGUGUGUAUGACAGCAUAUUGUCUUGAGACAAAUUUGAUCAUGCAAUUCAAGAAUAAAGCCAGCUUUGCAAGAAAUUCUUGUUCGAACUUAGAACAUUUUUUGUUAGUAAAUAGCUUGAAAAAGAAAAUGCAGUAGGAGGGAUUGAUGACAUAGGUAUAUAAUUAAUGUAUAUGAUAAAGUUUGCCUCUCAAAUACUUGUCUUCAUAGGACCUG